Molecule: messenger RNA, 1114 nt
Organism: Oryctolagus cuniculus (rabbit)
Lineage: Eukaryota; Metazoa; Chordata; Mammalia; Lagomorpha; Leporidae
Gene: EIF1AD
Product: eukaryotic translation initiation factor 1A domain containing
Biological process (GO): translational initiation
Cellular component (GO): nucleus
Molecular function (GO): RNA binding; translation initiation factor activity
Source: RefSeq, a predicted model, not a curated record
GCCUCACUUCUCGGGCCUCUCCUUGGCGUGCGGGAGAGGACUGUCGGGGGAAGACUUUCUCUCUGCUGCCCGACACGCGGAACGCAAGGGCUUGGGCUUGACUGACCUGGCGAGGGGAAGAGUUAGAGGGACGGACGAGGGAGGGGACGGGUGAGCGGACGGCUUCCGGGGGAACGGCGGAAGUUCAGUUCCUGGAAGGGACUGAGUUGGACUGCGGGGACCGGGGACGCCGGGGGCCGGAGCACAAGCGGACGGCGCUGUCUGACGGCCGGCAGCUGCUGCUUGUGUGCUUUCGUCGGCUCAGCGUUGAAGUGUGGGCGUCCAGCCUGGCGACGUGGGGGUUUCUCGGACAGCACCCGGAAAGCGAGGGCCGGAAAUAACACGUCGCGUCCUGGCUCCGGAGCCUGCCAGUCCGGGGGAUCUGGCGCUGUCUGCGGCCCUGCCCGCCCUGGCCAGGACCCAGCAUGUCUCAGGCCACCAAGAGGAAGCACGUGGUGAAGGAGUUGCUGGGGGAGCCCGUGGUGCCCUCGGAGCAGCAGCAGAUCGUGAGGGUCCUCCGGACCCCCGGGAACAACCUGCACGAAGUGGAGACGGCCCAGGGGCAGCGCUUCCUGGUCAGCAUGCCCUCCAAGUACCGGAAGAACAUCUGGAUCAAGAGAGGAGACUUUCUCAUCGUCGACCCCAUCGAGGAGGGCGAGAAAGUGAAGGCUGAGAUCUGCUUCGUGCUCUGCAAGGACCACGUGCGCUCCCUGCAGAGGGAGGGGCGAUGGCCGGAGGCCUUCUCUGCAGUGGCGGAGGACCACAGCAACAGCAGGAGCAGUGCAGCUCCUCUAGGGGUUUGGGAAGAGCAGUGGAAGGUGGCCCACGUGGGAGUCCGGAUGACGCCCAGCCCGGCCGCGGCAGCCAUCUGGGGAGUGACCAGAUGUCUGUCUCUGUGGCUCUGACUUUCAGAUAAAUCUCGGGGGACAGACUCAGCCCGAACUCCCAGCCGAGCCGCACUCGCAGGAGUCCAGCUCUGAAGACGACUCUGACCUCUUCGUCAACACCAACCGCAGGCAGUACCACGAGAGCGAGGAAGAGAGUGAAGACGAGGAGACGGCCUGAGGCCAGGGAC